This is a messenger RNA of Cornus florida, 1653 nucleotides long. RefSeq names its product shaggy-related protein kinase eta-like. The record is from RefSeq and is a predicted model, not a curated record. Lineage: Eukaryota; Viridiplantae; Streptophyta; Magnoliopsida; Cornales; Cornaceae. Gene Ontology annotation, biological process: protein phosphorylation; signal transduction. Bases 96 to 1313 code for a protein of 405 amino acids. Gene Ontology annotation, molecular function: protein serine/threonine kinase activity; ATP binding. Gene Ontology annotation, cellular component: cytoplasm. The transcript is spliced from 12 exons.
GAGAAAUAUAUUGAUAUACUAUAUAAUAUAUAUACUUAGAGAGAGAAAGAAGAGUGGAAAAGUGAGGUAGAGAGAGAAGGAGAGCUGUACAGCACAUGGCUUCGUUGCCGCUGGGACCUCAACAUCCUCCAGAUCAUGACCCCUUGAAGCUCGCUCAUCAUCGCCCGGAGAUGGAAUCUGACAAGGAAAUGUCAGCUACUGUUAUUGAGGGGAAUGAUCAAGUUACUGGUCACAUCAUUUCCACUACAAUUGGGGGCAAAAAUGGUGAACCCAAAAGGACCAUCAGUUACAUGGCAGAACGUGUUGUUGGAACUGGAUCAUUUGGAAUUGUGUUUCAGGCAAAAUGCUUGGAAACUGGGGAGACUGUAGCUAUAAAGAAGGUCUUACAGGAUAGGCGGUAUAAAAAUCGUGAGCUGCAGUUAAUGCGCUUGAUGGAUCACCCAAAUGUAGUUUCUCUGAAGCACUGUUUCUUUUCCACAACAAUUAAAGAUGAGCUUUUCCUUAAUUUGGUCAUGGAAUAUGUCCCCGAGACUAUGUACCGGGUUCUGAAGCAUUAUAGCAAUGCAAAUCAGAGAAUGCCGCUCAUCUAUGUGAAGCUCUAUACGUAUCAGAUAUUUAGAGGGUUGGCUUAUAUUCAUACUGUUCCUGGGGUUUGCCAUAGGGAUGUGAAGCCUCAAAAUCUUUUGGUUGAUCCUCUCACCCACCAGGUUAAACUUUGUGACUUUGGAAGUGCAAAAGUUCUGGUAAAGGGCGAAGCAAACAUAUCAUACAUAUGUUCUCGUUACUACCGGGCUCCAGAACUCAUAUUUGGUGCAACAGAAUAUACGACAUCAAUAGAUAUUUGGUCAGCUGGUUGCGUACUUGCUGAGCUUCUUCUAGGGCAGCCACUAUUUCCUGGAGAAAAUGCAGUGGACCAGCUUGUAGAGAUUAUCAAGGUUCUUGGUACUCCAACUCGAGAAGAAAUUCGCUGUAUGAAUCCAAAUUAUACUGAUUUUAGGUUUCCUCAGAUUAAAGCGCACCCUUGGCACAAGGUUUUCCACAAGCGGAUGCCUCCUGAAGCAAUUGAUCUUGCUUCACGGCUCCUUCAAUACUCACCAAGCCUUCGCUGCACUGCACUAGAAGCAUGUGCCCAUUCUUUCUUUGAUGAGCUCCGGGAUCCCAAUGCCCGCCUUCCGAAUGGUCGCCCUUUGCCCCCUCUUUUCAACUUUAAGCCGGAACUAGCUAGAGCGUCACCUGAGUUGAUCAAUAGGCUAAUACCGGAACAUGUCAGGCGGCAAGCUGGUCUCAGCUUUCCACAUCCAGCCGGGACGUAAGCCAAUUGUUGGAACUCAGAAUCAACAACGUCAAGGGAGCUUGUGUGGUUUAUAUCACUUGGGCAUAAAUGGUUGGUCGCUGGGCAAAGAUGUGUAUGCUAAUACUGGCUGUUCAGCUUGAGCUGGAAUUUGAUAUUUCUGUUUACUAUUGUCAUAGCCAAUGGAAAAACUUUUUCGCAGUUAUGUACAUUAUUUUGAUCUUAAAAUUCGAGAAAGCUGAGUUAAAAAUGGUAAUGCAUUCAUUUCUAGCUAGGGAGAUUCUCUGAAGGAACAGCAGCACUAAAGAGCUAUUUGUAUAUUGGCUUCUUGUUUUUAUCUACAUAAUGUUGUUUCUACUUAA